Messenger RNA from Aethalodelphis obliquidens (Pacific white-sided dolphin), 7639 nucleotides. It is a transcript of the gene RALB, whose product is annotated as RAS like proto-oncogene B. Lineage: Eukaryota; Metazoa; Chordata; Mammalia; Artiodactyla; Delphinidae. Gene Ontology annotation, biological process: signal transduction. Gene Ontology annotation, molecular function: GTPase activity; GTP binding. Gene Ontology annotation, cellular component: membrane. The transcript is spliced from 5 exons. The coding region runs from base 5509 to 6129 and encodes 206 amino acids. The record is from RefSeq and is a predicted model, not a curated record.
AUUUAAUUUACCAAUUUUUAAAAUAAUGAGUUGUUUCACUUGUCCUCUCAAGGUGACGAAUAGGUGCUUUCUUAGUUUCAUUGUGAACAAAUUAGAUGUGUUUUGGUCCAUUGCAGUUAUUAUCUUUAUUGAUCUUUAAUUGUCCAUCUUUGCCCCAUCUCUUCAACUUGGCUUCUGAGCAUGUGUGUGUGCCUGUGCUUGCACAGGUGUGCAUUUAGAAAUUAUUAUUUUUGUAGCUAACAGCAUUUAUUGCUAAACUACAAAAAGAACCUCUGAGGAGGGCUGCCACUUUAAUUGCUUACCUUCUAGAAUCAGUGUUGACAAUAGAACAAUCAGGAGACAUUUCCUUAAUGGAACGUGGAUGAGAAAUGUGCCAUAGUACGCGUUAUGGAAAAUUAUUUAAAAUAUGUCCUCAUAUUAAGAGUUUCUUCAAACUCUUCCCUCAGCGUUCAUUCAUUCUUUACCCAUCCUCUGGGCAUUUCUAGGUCUCUGAUUCACCGCAGGCCCUGGAGGCACACAUAGGAAUAAGACACUACCUACCUAUCUGUCCAGGGAGUGUGUGUGAGACGGUUUACAAAUAACCACAAGUUUGUGUCGUGUCAUUAAAAGGAUAGGGAUGUAGGGGUUCAGUGCUGUCAAUUCGUAUUCUCACACACGUGCGCACUCAUGUAUAUAGUCAUUUUGUCACAACGAUGUAUAAUUUGGUGUAAGGUGCUAGGAAAUAGGAAGGCUGCAUGUCGACUUUCAGUGUUAAGGGAAAUGAUGUCCCCUGAGUAGACAGUGUCACUGUGCUUUUCUUUGUCAUUAUUCAGCAUUUACACCCCCUGCCGUCCUUUUCCUGUGUUCCUUCAUAUUUGAGAGUGCUGGUUUUUUGGGAGGGAGGGUCCUUCAUGACCGAAUUCAGAUCGGGUUGUUCCUGAUUGGGAUCGUAACAGGAAGUGGUAAACAGUGGGGAUUUGUCUUGACCCUUAGGAUAGUGCUGCUUGUUAAAAUGCAGAGUGUGAUUCAUAAACAAUCUGUGGAGAUGCUUUAAGGCCAUGAAAAGUGUCCUGUUCCUCCUGUAAAUCUCCCCUUUAGCUUUAGCGUCUUACUAGCGAUUCCCGCCUGAACCGGUCUUCACUCUGGUAGCUGCAAAACGUUGGGUUUUUUUUCACUUUCCCACCCUGUAUGUUUAUCAGUCCGCCUUUGGUGUUCUACUCUAAGCAGGAGCCCUCCUGUCUCCCUUGCUUUGUUUAAUAUUUACUCUAGGUUUGGAUUCACGAAUCCCUUGUUUUUCAGUGGUUUGUUUUCAUUACUGUCCGUAAUUAUUUUGGUGCUCAGAUUGUCCCAGAUUUAGGAUUGUCUUCCAUUUUGAUGAUUUAAAGGACUAAAAACUUGAAUAAUAUUCUAAGAGACUUACGUAUUAUGAUUAUGGCCUAUUAGUAAUAUCCAGGUUACCACCUUCAAGUCAUAUUAUCUGGAGAAAAAGUGCUAAGUGCAAUUCUUUGCACAUGUACAGUGUUUGAUCAUUUCCCAUGUGCUUUUGUGUACCAUGUUACCCAGGACAGAUGAAUUUUAUGAGGACUGAAGAGUACUUUUUUUCUACCUUUUCAAAUUCUCAUUUGAUUUUCAUGACAACCCUCUGAUACAGACAAGGUUGACUCUACCUACUGAUUUGUUCUCUCCCAGCUUAAGUUGAACGCAAGACUAAUGACUGUAUUCGCCCAUGGGAUUGGGGGGCAGUAGAAACCACACACAUUUGCAUGGUUCCUGUAUCUAGACCGUGAUUUGCUUUCAGAAUGUUGCUUCUCAGGGGAACAUGUGUUCUUGUGUUUGAAUCAGUGCUUGGUGGUGGAGAGCCCCCUCUAACAUUAGUGUGUCCUAUGGAACAUCACGUAGGAAAACCAUUUCCCGGCUCUUCUGCCUCCUUGCCAAGCCACCUAAAUGAAGCUGUCUUGGUGUUCUGUACGGGAGGGUACGUGUUCAUUCUUACCCCAUGCCUUACAGUUAGGUUGGGCUGGGGGACCCACCCGCAGGGGCUCCCUGCUUUCUCUAGGAUAGGUUUCUUCAGACAGCAUUUUAGGCUCAUUUGUAGAUGAACAAUCUAUCUUUUGAGAUGCGACGCCCUGUCACUUCCCCACCCCAUACCUGCGCUUCCAUGUCACGUGAUACCGGACCCGCCAGGACGCUUCAUGCCUCUGUUGCUUUGCACGCCUUCCGUUAUGCGUGGGAAGCUUCGCUCUCUCAGCCCCUCUGCUGAGUGAACUUGGACUCCAUGUCGAAGCCUUUCUGGAUCUUCUUUUCCCAGAGUUCAUCAUGCUUUCCAUCAGACCUUGUAGCGUCUUUAUCACUGCAUAUGGGCAGUUCUAUUUCCAUGCUUUGUUUAUACAUCUUUCCUUAGGAGAUUGCGUUUUCUAAGGGCAGAGAUGCACAGCUUAGCACAGAGUAGUGUUUAAAUGUUUUUUUUGGACAAAAACGAAGCCCACUAUAGAGCUUUCCAGUCGGUAGGUAGUAGAGACGUAUUAAAGGGUGUCUGUUGGUGUGUCUCCCAAGUCCCCGAUGAAAAACUUCUGACUGUAAGGUGUGAGCCUGCCAGAACUUGGCGUUAUGGGCCCCGAUUCCCCUUGUUGGAAGGUCUGUGUUGUGGCUUUUGUGUACUGGCGAUGAACCCAAAGAGUUCUUGGAAGAGAUUAAGAGGUUUGCAAGCCCCUCGGAGAUGGUUCUGGGAGAAGUAUAAUUGCUUUGUAAACAAUGGAUGUCUGCUGAAGUGAGGGAUGGCAUGUACUGAUGUCUGCAGUUUCCGUGGAAACACGUCAAAAAGUAAGAUGGACUGAUGGGUGGGUCAAGGGAGGCCCGAUGCCUGGGUUUGUGAUAAAGCAAAUGGAGUGACAUGUUGAUGGUAGAAUCCAGGGCUGCGAAUGUGGGUUCACUGUGCAGCUCUUUCUACUUUUCUGAAAACUUGGAACUUUUGCUAAUAAAAUGUUCAGGGUAGGGAUAGCUGUGUUAUUCUUUAAGAACAUGUUUAUGGGCAAGGCACAUCUGUUAUAAACAUUAAGUUGUCGACGUGACAUUCCUGAGCCUCACUGACUUGUUUUCUUCCUGGUAUUCCUCCUCCUCUGCAGCUGCCUCCUUCACAUCUCGGUUCUCCCUGUAAGAGCAUCCCCUGACCUGCUCUGAUCUAGAUGUCCCUCCUCUGUGACCCCAGAGCCCUUGGAUACUUCUGCCGUAGAAUUUGUCAGCCAUACUAUAAUCGCCGACUAAUCUUCUGUAACUAAUCACUGGACUUUGAGUUUCUGGAGUGCAAAGACUGUUUCUGGAAUGCUUUCGGCACAAGUAACAAUAGACUCAGAAUGGUCUAAACAAAUAGGGGGUUAUCAUCUCCAGUUCAGGAGCCUGGAGGUUUGCAGUUUCCAGGAUCGGUCCAGGCUGACUCUCCUGCCUUGCCCUCCGCGUGUCAAGUGCUCAUGGGUUGUACAGACUGGAAAGAACCACCAUGGUUGUUUCAGUUGUUGAGCUUUGAGCACAGAUAUUUUGGCAAAUAUCUGUGGAUUUGUUGAACAGUCUUCAAUCCAUUUAUUGUGGUUUCUUCUAGGGAAGCUGACUUUGUGUUUUGAAAAUAACAGCUCAGAGUUAGAUGUCUACAUGUGUUUGAAAGCACCCCUGCCCCUAAUCUGGAAAAGGAUUUCUCCAUUUUCAUACAACUCUAAUAAUUCAUGGAAGCAAGGCUGCUUCGGAGAAAUCCUGUGAGGGGUUGGUGGUCUGGAGUUUCCAGCCUCAGGCACUGACCUCGGCCCUGUGGUGGCAGCUGUGGACCAGAAAUUAGGCCCAAAGCAGCUUCGCCUUCCUGAGCCUUCGGGGGAGGCCGGCUUCUCAUCCCACUUACCCUAUUUUAGUCACAAUUCAAAUGUGCUUAAUUAUCUAGUUAAUUGCUUAGAAGGCUUAUUAAAAAGCACGUCAUUAGAAAAGGGAGAGUGGACAGAGGGUCCAGCUUGGGGGAGCCAGCACACAAGUGAUCCCACCCAGAGCAGCGGGUCACACGACUGGUUUCCAUAGUGAUGAUGAUCCUUGAAUCACCCGGGAAAGCUACGAGUAUGGUCAGUCUUCACUGCUUAAGAAGACAGGUAGCUAUACUACGUGAAAAAUAACAUGCAAAACUACAUACGUAUGAUCUCAGAAAGAUGUUAAAUAUAGGAGUAUAUGGAUUAAAAUAUAAGAAUAUACAGAUUAAAUUACGGGCAGGAAGUAACGCUGUAAUACCGAAUAUCUCUGGGUGACAGGAUUUUUCUCUUAUUUUUUAAGAUAGUUUUGUGUAUUUUCUAAAUUUUCUACUGAGCACCGAAGGGGGGGUCAGAAUAUGUCACCCCAAAAGAUGCCACUUUGACAUGAGGAUUAUUUUGAGCUGAAAGCAACUGCAAAGGAACAGACACAAAGAAAAGCUCUACCUUCCCCUCUCCACCAGGAAGGGCGGGGCGAUCCUUAAGCACCCAGAGGAGGCCCCCGAGGAAUCGGGGUAACGCCCCUUGCUCACAGCCCGCACCCUGCGUCAGUUUCCCCCUCCCGGAAGUGCAAGGCCCCCUCCCUUGUCUUGUCACUUCCCUGCAGCAUUCGUUGUUCAUUGGUUAAGAUGCUCUGUGAACCCGAGUCCCACCACCCCGUGGGGCCGCCACCACUGCGCUCUCCUGUGUGGUUGUGAGAUGCGCCUGUUCAGAAGCCUCUGUUUGUUUUUCUCUCCUUAAUCAGUCUCUCGUCAGCCUGAUUUUCAGGGCCCCAGCCAAUGAACCAAGGUGGGUUUGUUUUUCCUCCCCUAUUCCUUUUCAUUUUAAAUACUUAAAAAAGGAUUGUAGACAUUCAGAGUGAUUCUUGUUCAACUCUUGGCCUCCUGAUAAUGCAGUUUCCCCACAUUUUGCCUCUGCCUUUGUUAAAAAUGAUCAAAUGAUGCUCUUUAUGGCGGCUGCCUGAGAAGUCCUACUUGUUACGGACGCCGACCCUCCUGGUGGGUAUUUCCUUAGGUGUCUCGGAGGUCGCAGCUGUGGGCCCCUAUCCGUGGGCUUUGGUUGUAGGAAUCCUGAGCCGUCUUCACUGCGUCCCCCCGCAGAGGUUGUAGCCUAGCACCCUGAGCAGCCUGGGGUUACUUGUUAUGUUGCUUCCUGGCUUUGGGGGAGUGCUGCGGUCACAGCUUCAGGGCACACUUUCCUACGGCCAGGGCUCGGGCAGACAUGCUUCCUUGCUGUCCUCCGCUGUUGGUGCUGUAGGGGAGCAGGUACCGUCCCAGAAUAGGUCUCUUUGGCAUAUUAAUAGUUUUAAGCUGGUUAUUUUCCGGGAAACAGCAGGCGUAGAAGAAAUUCUGAAAACCAAGUAGGAGUCACCGUUUUGUAAGAGACAGGGACAUUUACCAGGGGAAUGUCCCUAUGUAAGGGCGUCCCCCUCGCUGUACCAGGACACGAGGACGACUGAAUCUCUAGCAGCUCCUAGGGGCGGAGAAGCUCUUCGUCUGGGUCCUCUGGCCGCGUUUCGCAGAAACCCAGCAGGAUGGCCGCAAACAAGAGCAAGAGCCAGAGCUCCCUGGCCCUUCACAAGGUGAUCAUGGUUGGCAGUGGAGGGGUGGGCAAGUCGGCCCUGACCUUGCAGUUCAUGUAUGAUGAGUUCGUGGAGGACUAUGAACCUACCAAGGCUGACAGUUACAGGAAGAAGGUGGUCCUGGACGGGGAGGAGGUCCAGAUAGACAUCCUGGACACAGCCGGACAGGAGGACUACGCGGCCAUUCGCGACAACUACUUCCGGAGUGGGGAGGGCUUCCUCCUCGUGUUUUCCAUCACCGAGCACGAGUCAUUCACAGCCACUGCCGAGUUCAGGGAACAGAUCCUCCGUGUUAAGGCAGAAGAAGAUAAAGUCCCGCUGCUGGUGGCGGGGAACAAGUCUGACCUGCAGGAGCGGAGGCAGGUGCCGCUGGAGGAGGCCAGGGCCAAGGCCGAGGAGUGGGGCGUGCAGUACGUGGAGACCUCAGCCAAGACGCGGGCCAACGUGGACAAGGUGUUCUUUGACCUCAUGAGAGAGAUCAGAGCAAAGAAGAUGUCAGAAAACAAAGACAAGAACGGCAAGAAAAGCAGCAAGAACAAGAAAACUUUUAAAGAAAGAUGUUGUUUACUGUGAAGGCCAGGGUGCUGGACCAUGUCGCUCGCCACUAAGGACAGAGGGCAGGUUCCUCAAGCCAAGACUCCAGUCGACCUCUCGGCCUGUUCCCUGCUCUCCCCAACCUCAUUCACACACGCUUCUGUAAAUGGGGAAAAUAUUUGUGAACCAGUGGCUGGCAGAAGAAAUAAGCCCUUGACUGUGCAAUGGGAUGGCUCCUCUGUCGGGAGGUUUCAGAGUUUCCUCCCUCUUUUCCUUCCUAAAAUAAGCCACGUAUGUAGUGCUACAGGCAGGCGUUAGCCAAGUGUUAAUUAAGAAGGACUUUCCUAACUUCUUACUUUUCCCCCAGUUUUGUAACAUAGCGUCUUUUGUUUUGAAAUAAAAGUGUCUUAUUUUAUUAGGUCUUGGGAGGCGAGGGUGGGGUGAGGCUACCCCCACCCUUGUCAGCUCAACAGUAGUUCUCAGAAACAUCCAUUAGGUUCUAAUGACGCUGGAAAAUUCGGAGAUUUUUGGGGGUCUCUUGGCCAUACCCUGUGGAUCUGAAGCAGAGCUAAAAAAAUAAAGUUGAAUGGGGCCAAACAGAUCAACACCAAGCCCAGAAAUCCUUCUCAAUAGGAAAGAAGGAAGAGUUGUACCCUUCGUAGUUAAGUAUCAGCCAGUUAUAGUCUGUGUUGGCCGCUUUUCUCCUGUGGCAUUCUGAUUUUUGUGUAGGAGCUUCUUUUUUAAUAAGCGACAUGAGGACUCAAGAGCAAUACACUGUAUAAAUGAUAUACUUUUCUAAUCAGAAUUUUAAAACGAAGUCCUUUGGCUAAAUCCUCUCGUAAUUGCCAGUCAUAAGGUCAGGGCCCUCCUUCUCCAUCCGCAACCCACGCUCUGUCCUGACCCACUCCUCCUGGUGCAGGCUGAGAGGACCUUUUCUUUUGUUUCUUUCAGUGUAGCCCAAGUUCCUCUGAAGAACGUGAUGACUUAAGAUUGUGUUCUAAACUCAUGAAGCCAGAGCCUGUGCCAGACACCUGCUACCUCUCAUAGAAUUGCUCAGUAAAUUCAGAAGUGGAGACGCCACUGCCCCUUUACCUCUGAGAACUGGCUGCUGUUUCUAAUAUAAAUUUGUUUCUGAGACAGCCAUCUCGUUAGUUAGACAAAGAUUUUUAUGGAUGAGAUAUUGUCUUUCUUGUGUCAAUAUUCUGAAUUCAGCAGUCAGAAAAUUUUUCAUGAGCAAAGGAGGACAGCCAUAAAAACCUAGUGCUCAGCAUACUUUUCCCCAUUUUUCAGAAGUGAUAUUUCACAUAUAGGUGCCAAAAGUGAAUUGGGGUGGGGAGAAUGGGAACCCUUGGAAUUUAUGGUUAUUACAGAAAUUGUAGAAAUUAUGAUCUGACCGGAAAACAAACACUCUUGUAUCACCUCCCAAAGAAUCGUGGGCUUUUUUUCAAUUAAAAAAAGCAGAAAUUUACAGUUUUUCAGAAUUUCAGCCUUCUUAUUUUAUCCUUUUGUCAUAUAUGUAAAAUGUAAGUAUUAAAGAAAUGGACAGGUA